This is a messenger RNA of Fraxinus pennsylvanica, 582 nucleotides long. The record is from the annotation of a GenBank genome assembly. Lineage: Eukaryota; Viridiplantae; Streptophyta; Magnoliopsida; Lamiales; Oleaceae.
AUGAGCGCCGUCAACAUAAAAGACGUAACCGUUUUGGACAACCCGGCCCCCUUUCUCAACCCUUUCCAAUUCGAAAUCUCUUAUGAAUGCCUGACUCCCCUAAAAGACGAUUUGGAAUGGAAGCUGGUAUAUGUGGGAUCAGCUGAGGAUGAAACUUACGACCAAGUUCUAGAAAGUGUGCUUGUUGGUCCUGUUAAUGUUGGCAACUACCGCUUUGUUUUUCAGGCUGAUCCCCCAGACCCCUUAAAGAUCCGCGAAGAAGACAUUAUUGGAGUUACAGUCCUACUUCUGACAUGCUCGUAUCAGGGACAAGAAUUCCUUCGAGUGGGAUACUAUGUCAACAACGAUUAUGACAAUGAGCAGCUAAGAGAAGAACCUCCUCAGAAGGUUUUGAUCGAUAAGGUCCAAAGAAAUAUUUUGACGGAGAAGCCUAGAGUAACGAAAUUUCCAAUUAAUUUUCAUCCCGAGAACAAUGAAAAAGUGGAACAGCCUCCUUCAUCACCUCAGCAGGUUACAGAAUUCAGUGUGAACGGGAAGGAACCUGUUUCCUCCAACCCUCAGUCUGAUGCUCAAUCCCCGUGA